AAUUAUUUUAGUUUUUCUUGUUGCAAACGUUUGAAAUCAAAACCUUGAUUUUCUAGAAGAAGUAAUAGUGAUACUGUAUCCGAAAGAUCAAAUCUUUCCGAAAAUCCAAUCCAGUGAACGGAAAAAGUCGUUGUGCUUUUUGUUGGUCUAAUUGAGCAAGUCCAGGAAUUUGUGCUAUGGUUCUUGCUAUAGUAGCAGGUGCCUCCGUGGCAGCUGCUGCCUUGGGAAGCAGAUACUUGAUACGAAGCUGGCAGGCUUACAAAGCUCGGCCUGUUGUACCGCGGUUACGCCGGUUUUAUGAGGGUGGAUUUCAGCCCACCAUGACAAGACGGGAAGCAGCAUUAAUUCUGGGCAUCAGAGAGCGGGAUGCCGUGGAGAAGAUAAGGGAAGCUCACAGGAGAGUGAUGGUGGCCAACCACCCUGAUCAUGGUGGUAGCGCAUAUCUUGCUACGAAGAUUAAUGAGGCCAAGGACAUGUUGUCUGGAAAAUCACAGAAUCAGGGGUCUGCAUUUUAAGUUGCAAUUAGAGAUGCUAAUUUGUUCUAAUUAUACCCUGUCCAGAAUUUUUUUUAUAAAUAAAUCAAUCUAUUUAUUGGUGAGUAACCCAUUGAGUGCAUUAAAUCUUUUUGCUCUCGACUUCAUCCUGAAAAAACAUACUAGUGAGGCAACUGACAUAGUAUUCCUGUGUCUUACCUUAUUGCUUUUAUUGGUUAAUUUCUUCCAUGAGAAACACAAUAUGUAUUUACUUUUAUUUAUUUAUUUAUUGAAUUUUAGAAAGUUUUAUUCAAGAAGAUUGCAGAGGUAGCAAUCUAUGGGGAUAAGCAAGAACAGAAACAUGAAAAUCAUACAUCGUGAAGUUAGAUUUUCAUAACAAAUUGAAAAUCAAUA
Messenger RNA from Papaver somniferum (opium poppy), 887 nucleotides. RefSeq names its product mitochondrial import inner membrane translocase subunit TIM14-2-like. Bases 177 to 515 code for a protein of 112 amino acids. Gene Ontology annotation, biological process: protein import into mitochondrial matrix. Gene Ontology annotation, molecular function: ATPase activator activity. Lineage: Eukaryota; Viridiplantae; Streptophyta; Magnoliopsida; Ranunculales; Papaveraceae. Gene Ontology annotation, cellular component: PAM complex, Tim23 associated import motor. The record is from RefSeq and is a predicted model, not a curated record. The transcript has 4 exons.